Molecule: messenger RNA, 4804 nt
Organism: Pseudoliparis swirei
Lineage: Eukaryota; Metazoa; Chordata; Actinopteri; Perciformes; Liparidae
Gene: gpc4
Product: glypican 4
Exons: 9
Coding region: 542-2230 (562 amino acids)
Biological process (GO): cell migration; regulation of signal transduction; regulation of protein localization to membrane
Cellular component (GO): cell surface; plasma membrane; synapse
Source: RefSeq, a predicted model, not a curated record
ACCCGCAGACAGCCCAGUGUCCUGUCCCACGGAGAAAAACCUCACGGCUUUCGGGAAAGAGAGCGAGAAAAGAAAGGAAAGAGAAAGGAAGAAGCAACUUUGUUUUCUUCCUCUCCGGUGGUUUUAUCCGGUGCUUCCAAGAGAAGAAGAACAAACUUUCCCCAUGUCUUAAAAAACUAUCGUGACUUCUUCUUCUUUUUUUUUUUUUACCCCCUUGUUUGAGUCUGGAACUCGACAUUUACGAGUCGUAUCCGUGCUUUUAAUUUGUAAACGGACGACGGUUGAGCGGCGGUUUUUUACGGUUAUUCUCGGUGUGUGUGUGUGUGUGUGUGUGUGUGUGUGUGUGUUUUCCGAAGUGGCAUCAGAGCUGAAUGAAGUCGAGCUGAACGAGUCCGCGCGGCUCCAUGAGGAAACUCGGCGUGGGAGUCGCUGAAACUUUGUCCUAGGCUCCACACACACACCUGAGCGGCGUUUUAUAUUUAUAUAUAUAUAUAUACACAUAUAUUUCUAUAUUUUAUACUUUUUGUGUUGCGCCGGUACCAUGAAGACGCUGUCGGUGCUGUGUGUCUGCACGCUGGUCGUGUUGUCCGGGUCGAUGACUGCGGAGCAAAAGUUGAAAAACUGCAACGACGUGCGCGCGGCGUACAGCUCCAAAGGCUUCAACGUCAACGACGUCCCCAACAAAGGAGUCAACGGCGCCCCGUUGAAAGUGUGUCCGCAGGGUUUCUCCUGCUGCACGCUGGAGAUGGAGGAGAAGCUGAGCCAGCAGAGCCACACGGAGAUCAAAGCGCCCGUCUCCCAGCUUAGCACCAACCUACAAUCCACCUUCAGACAGCGGCACGACCACUUUGACAGCUUUUUCCGCGAGCUUUUGAAAAACGCCGAGGUCUCGCUGCACAACAUGUUCGUGCGGACCUACGGCAUGAUGUACGUGCAGAACGCCGAGCUCUUCAAGAACUUCUUCGAGGCGCUGACGCAGUACUACGAGUCGGGCGGCGCCACCGUCAACCUGGACUCCAUGCUGUCGGACUUCUGGGCGGACCUCCUGGAGCGCAUGUUCCGGCUGGUCAACGGCCAGUACGAGUUCGGCGACGCCUACAUGGAGUGCGUCAGCCGGCACACGGAGCAGCUGCAGCCGUUCGGCGACGUGCCGCGCAAGCUCCGCAUCCAGCUGAUGCGGGCCUUCGUGGCCGCGCGGACGUUCGUGCGCGGCCUCGCGCUCAUGCCCGAGGUGGUCAGCCGAGUGUCCACGGUCACUGUGUCUCCCAGCUGCGUGCGAGCGGCCAUGAAGAUGCUGUACUGUCCCUACUGCUCGGGCCAAGUGGCGCUGAAGCCGUGCCAGAACUACUGUCUGAACGUGCUGCGGGGGUGUCUGGCCAACCAGGCCGACCUGGACGCCGAGUGGAACAACUUCCUCGACGCCAUGCUCAGUCUGGCGGAUCGGCUCGAGGGUCCCUUUAACUUCGAGUCCGUCAUGGACCCCAUCGACGUGAAGAUUUCGGAGGCCAUCAUGAACAUGCAGGAGAACAGCAUGCAGUUGUCGCAUAAGGUGUUCCAAGGAUGCGGGCAGCCCAAGCCGAGCGUGGCCCUCCGGUCCAAACGCUCCAUCAAAGACACGAGCUUCAACGGACGCUUCCGGCCCUACAGCCCCGACGCCAGACCCACGACCGCCGCCGGGACCAGUUUAGACCGAUUGACGAUCGACGUGAAGAAGAAGCUGAAACAUGCAAAGAAGUUCUGGUCCACGUUGCCGGAGACCGUUUGUGCAGGCGAGAGGAUCGCACCCGGGGACGACUGCUGGAACGGAACGGCAAAGAGCAGCUACGAGUCCGUCGUCAUUGGCAACGGCCUGGCCAACCAGGUGUCGAACCCCGACGUGGACGUGGACAUCACGAAGCCGGACACGGUGAUUCGCAGUCAGAUUGCAGUUUUAAAGGAAAUGACGAGUUGGCUCAAAGCGGCGCACAGCGGCAACGACAUCUCCGUCGACAACGAUGAGGACAGCAGCGGCGGCGGCGGCGAGGAGAGCGGAAGCGGCUGCGACUCCCCGUCCUGCGACACGGACCAGGACAUCUACUUCUCCACGCCGCCCAACCCCGGCAAGCCCGCCGACGAGCAGCGGGUGAAGAGCAGGGGCCCGUCGGCCGGGGGCCCCGCCGCCGCCACGGGAAGCACGGCGCUGGCGCUCUGCGGGCUCGCCCUGGCGCUGCUCGCCCCCCACCUGAGAUAAAACUGGACCGGGCGAGAAGUGGAAGAGAACGACCGGGAAUGACGUAGGCGAAGGAGAAGAACUGUCAGAGACUUUUUGUUUUAAAAAGACCGCCUUCAGGACCUUGGACCGUCCGCCAUUUGGGGGGGGGAGGGGAGGGGGGGGGAGGAGAAGACUCUUCUUAAUAUUACAAUAACUUCACUUUUAAUUAUUUGUAUGCUUUUAAGGACAUCAGUGUACAGCAAUACUAUUGUCUUGCCCUUCCCCCCGCCCUCCCACCCCUCCCAUGAGAUGAACCGUUCCUCCUUAUGGCUCUUUUGGAGCCGCGCGAUGCUUCUGCAAUACAAACGUCAUACAAAUCGUCUCAUUUUGGGCAGUUUAAUCUCAUAAUUAAUAUUUUUUUGCGCCUUCUUCGGCGAUCGCCAUCUGACAUCUGAAUAGUUACCCAGAUGUCCGAGUAGCUACCCAGAUGUUUUGGUGGAACGGUGAGCGCCUGCGGUGGGUCGCGUCCCUCUGAGGAUGUUCUUCCUUUCCGUCGCUCAGAGAUUGUUGCGGAUGUCGUCGGGCGUUCGAAUGCGACGGCUGAACGUUUACGGCCGCCAGAUUAGGGAGCGAGCGGUUUCUAUCGACUCGAAAAACAUCUUUCUCUUGGAAAUCCAGCGAGAGAAGCUGCAGCGGAGGUGUUUACGUCCGAGCCGGAGAUGGAAUCGUCCUUUAGAAGAAGAGCCUUUGAGAGCCCACGCCGUGCGUGUGUGCCGUACGUCUGCUGCGAGCAUCAUCACAACCUCAUUUUUUUUAUGUUGCUUUUAUUUUCCCCGUUUCCUUCAUUUUUCUAAUGUCACGUCCUCAGCUCAAGCGGUUCAGUGGUAAAGGUCGGACCUCGCGGCGCGCUCUCGGCUCGAUGCAAUCUGGUGACGAUGCGAUGCUGGCGUCCUGCGACAGGUAGCCGGCGUGGCGGGGGAGGGGCUCCCCCUGGCAUUAACCCUAAAGAAGGCAGCGCCGACGAGUCCCGAAUGCCCCUUUUUUUCUUUCUUUUUUUUUCUUUUCGAGUUGGUACCGUGAGCUCGGCUCGGCACAGAGGAUCCGACUCGGCACGGACUCGUUGGAAAAGAGGAGCGCGUGAACGUGUUGCCGUAAAGCGAGAGGAACAAAAGACAGCGAUCAAAUGAAAACAAGACAAAAAGAUUAUUUUAAUACAGGGUUUUGUGUCGGAAGAGGUGUUGUAAUGUUUAGCUAUUUUUUUGGUAUUAAGAUAUAUAUUAGGUACUACAGUGGAUUUUACUGCUAGUUUAGGUGGUGAAAGAGGACAAUGUGCGCAGAUAUCGGGGGCUUUAUUUGAUCAGUGCACAGUUUUUAUUUAAUUUUUUUGAUGCUCCCAUUUCCCCCCCCCCCCCCCCCCGCCCACAUCCCAUAAUACACACUUGUGCCUCAUGUAAAUGGCCUCCGGACCAUUUGAUCUACCUACCCUGAUUCUUACGUUCUCAUCAUUUCAACUUUGAGGUGGAAUGUUGAACUUUUGUGCUUCACCAAAAUGAAUUCAAAGUAACGGCGCCUGAAUUUUAUUUCUUUUGUCUUUUUUUGUGAUACCUCGGUACAUUAUUAGCAACUUCUUGAGGUUAAAAAAAAAGAAAGAAUGUCGAUGUUGAUGAUUUGUAUCCAUUACGUGCUCUGAUCCCCCCGUAGGGUGUGUGUGAGUAUAUCGUUACCAGCUGACAAGCACAACAUAAGGUUUUCUAUAUCUUCUAAUGUCAUGUAAGUUGCAUUAGCUCCAUUUCAUCUCUAAAACGACGCUGUAGCGUGUGUACAGUAACUUAUGCAUGUCCUCUAACGUCCUUCUAGAACCAACAUAGACGGUCCAAGAUACAGUAUUCAAAAAUGUUUCCAUAUGCAAAAAACGUGGGUGAAAGAGAGUAAUUGAUUGAUUUGAUUUUGGGGGGGGAGGCUUCGAAAAUGCAUUUUGUGAAAAUUGGAACGGUUGAGCGUGUCUCGCGUGUCGCGUGCCGACCGCAGUUCGAGACGGACGGUAACUCCUGGACACGACUUCUGUGCCUCUUGUUUCGCCUUUUUGAAAUUGACAGGUUGAUUGUAAGCUUCCAUGAAAAAUGUACGACAAAAAAAAAAGUGACGUGACCAACCGACGGGGCUUCCAAAUCGACGAGGACGCCGAUGUUAAGAAUCCGACCGAGCGACCCCCACGUAGACGCGCGUCGCCGCCGUCGUUUCCACCGACUGUCUGAGAGCGAAUGGGCGGCGUCCAUUCGAUCCACACUUAGCGGCGUGUAAAGUUUGAGUUGGACGGGUGUUGAAAAACCUUCCAUCCGCCCACAAGAAGAGAAGAAAAGGACUCGCUUCCUGAGGAGAGAGACUGAGGAGAAUGAAAAGAAUAAAGUGUAAAUAAAGAGCAGCCGCUUUUAGAUGUCUCUAAAAGAGGCCAUAACAGGACAUCAGAUUUUUACUUGUCAGAGUAUCUCCGAAAAAAUGUUCUGGAAAAAAAAAAACCCAAGAUGAAAUAGAUGUUAAAUUGUAAGAGAAAAUGUAUAUUAAACAACAUUUCUUAGUCUUGUUGAAAUAAAGACUGCCAAUAUUUAAACAGUU